This is a messenger RNA of Trypanosoma theileri, 1149 nucleotides long. RefSeq lists its product as uncharacterized. The record is from RefSeq and is a predicted model, not a curated record. The transcript has a single exon. Bases 1 to 1149 code for a protein of 382 amino acids. NCBI's taxonomy places the organism in Eukaryota, Euglenozoa, Kinetoplastea, Trypanosomatida, Trypanosomatidae.
AUGAUGCUGCGCCUUGUGUUCUAUAUACUAGCUUUGCUUCUGAGUGUUAUCUCUCUAUGUGUGGCAUCUGCAGAGAUUCCUGGUGGAGGUGGUGAUCGUGUUGUUCCUGAUACUGCAUCUGAAACCAAAGUUCUUCAUACUGAAGUGCAACAGACUGACCGCCGUCCUGCCGGUCCUACGGAUCCUGCUAGUCUUUCUCCUGUAGUUAGUGAUGAUGGCGGUAGUUGUCUUACUACUUCUGCUGAGACGUCGUGCCCUCCUAAUUCUUCCGUUUCAACCGAUGGUCAGCCUUGUUCCCCAGCAUCAGCAAAAGUACCGGAUGCAACUCAACCACAACACCUAACUACUGGUGAUCCUGGUUCUGGUGGUCAUAGUUCUUCUUCUGAUUCUCUCUCUGAAACUGGGGUUCGGGGUGCUGACAUCGCUCCUGGUGUUCAACCCCAACAACCUCCUACCCUUCCUCAUCAGCAAUCUGCGCCUGGUGCCACUUGCACUCAGAAUUCUUCUAAUCUUCCUUGUACAACUGCACCAGAGGAACUGACUCCAACUAAACCAAGAAUAUCUAUCCCUGAAAAGCCUGGACAUGGUGCUCUUCUUGAAGCGCCUUCAAAUAAACACGGUCAUCUUGCUACUGAUAGGACUGGUGCUCACGUUACAUUAGGUGAAGCUGGUCUUGGGAUUGGUUCUGGUUCUGGUACUGAUGAUACUUCUUCUUCUUCUAAUCAUUCUACUGCAUCUCCUCCACCUGCUGCUUCUGCUCCUGCUAGUGAUCCUCAACCUCGAAACAGCGACAACCAUACAUCCACUGCAGCAGAUAACCAGGGAACUGCUGAGGGAACACAACCUUCUGCUGACUCUCCUACCACUUCCGCCACAGGGAGUGAUGUUGGUUCUGAUGCUGCAACACCUGGGAAUGGCACUUCAUCUGCAGGGAGUGAGUCAACAGGUACCCAAGAAAGUGUGGAAAAUGCGGGCACCACUACAACCACUACAACUACCACCACCACCACAACAACAACAACACUUCCUCCUGAAAUCACAAACAACAAGAAGGGUGAUGCAGACAGCAGCAGCAGUAUCAGCAGUUCUGUAUGGGUGCGUGUACCACUAUUGAUUGUGGUUACACUGGCCUGUAUUCUUGUAUGCUGA